UGUUGACCUUGAGACUUCUACCUGCACGGUUGUCUGGCGACAACAUCGCGUCUAUUCAAAUCGGCGUUGGUGCUUGUGGGUAGAAGACCUUUCGACUUUUAAUUCAACCAUGGAAGGGAGUGCAUGUGUAUAAAUACGUUGCAUGUGUAUUAUAGACUAUAUUCAGUGCAAUGAAUACAGAAGUGCGAUGUCCAUUUCCCUACGAUCCUACAACUGAAAAAAUCGCGGUUUGUCCGUAUGACAAGUCGCAUAUUAUGUUGGCGCAUCGCUUAGGGCGUCACAUAUUCAAAUCACACAAAGAGUACCGGGGGUUAGAAUUCCCGGUACGACAUGAAACGACAAGGGAACAUCACCAGCAGCAGGAGCAACCCGGUGGAUCAAAAGAAACAAAGGAGCAGCAGGAGUACCCGGGUGGGUGGUCGACGGAGUGGGACGGCGAGGAGUGCACUUCGUAUUUAGAUUUCCUCCGGGAACGGGAAGAAGAACAACGCAAGGAACAGGAACAAUGGGAUGGUCGACUGAAUCGACAUAAAAAGAAGAAGAAACUCCUCGCCAGACCAAUUUUAUAAAUAAAAUAAAAUGUAUUAAAAUUCAAGUUUAUUUAAUUAUCCUCCCGAUCCACCGCGUCACCGCGCCGCACCGUCACCGCCCUCUACCGGGGGGGCCUACGACGGUCGGAGCGCGCGACAUCUAGCAGCGACGGGCGGAACCGGGGCAAAACAGGACGCUACACAAGCUGGCGACAUCUAGCAGCGACGGGCGGAACCGGGGCAAAACAGGACGCUACACAAGCUGGGUGGGGGGCGGAGCGCACUCUGGUAGACAGGGGGGACACUAGGACGCCAC
Molecule: messenger RNA, 846 nt
Organism: Cylas formicarius (sweet potato weevil)
Lineage: Eukaryota; Metazoa; Arthropoda; Insecta; Coleoptera; Brentidae
Exons: 2
Coding region: 171-569 (132 amino acids)
Source: RefSeq, a predicted model, not a curated record